Molecule: messenger RNA, 2202 nt
Organism: Coprinopsis cinerea okayama7#130
Lineage: Eukaryota; Fungi; Basidiomycota; Agaricomycetes; Agaricales; Psathyrellaceae
Exons: 8
Coding region: 1-2202 (733 amino acids)
Source: RefSeq, a predicted model, not a curated record
AUGGGAGGACGUUGGGCAAAUCAAAUCGAGUGGGACUGGCUGGUUGGCAUGACCCCCCGAUGGCUCGCGUGCACCAACGCAGAGGAGAGGAAGAACUUCAUUGCGGAAAUGACGACCGAGUUCAUGACCAGGUUCCCUAUCAAGAAGGGCUCCGACGCUGAUGUCCAGCUCUACGGCGAGGUAAGGGCUCUCGACAUUGCGAAUUACAAAAGGCGCAAGGAACUGGGCUACUGGUUCUACAACAACACCCGACCCUCGUCAGGGGGUGCGCGAGGUAUCCUCCAAAGCAAGAAGAAGAAGAAACGACACACUUGGCAGGCCUACUCUCACCUCUAUUGGGAUAAGGGUCUCGAGAAGAAAGUCAACGACAAAUGUAAGGAAGACUACGGCAAGGUGUUGGAGGACUUCCCACCCAGAGAGCGUCUCCCUAUUCGUCACAAGUUAGUCGAGCACUUUUUCAAAGAAGAGACAGAGGCCGUACGCGAGGAAGUUGAGGAGUGGCGGAACAGCGAGGUCAAGAUCAAGCGCCCGUUGACCAAUGACCUCUUGGUCCAGAACAUAGCCAAGGUCCCGAAAACCAUGAAGGUCUUCUCAGAGAUAAUCGAUGAGGAGACAGAUUGGGUCGGCACCAUGGUGAUGGGUGGGCCUCACCCAAUGUACGGAGGGGAGCCUGUGCACUAUAUCCGGGUUUGGGGAACCAACAAGGACGGAUUGAGCUUUGAGCAAUACCUGGGAGAGAGAGGAUAUAAGAGAUGGGCCAAGAAGGUCACGAAAUGGAUUGCGUCGUGUUAUGACUCUCAUGACCGAGAGAGGCGUAAGCUGGAUGGCAACCACCAGGCACUCCAGCCCGAGCAGUCAGACGACGAAACCUCCGACGACGACUCCAAUAGCGACAGCGACAACGACGAUGAGAUGGUCAUCGACGUUGACAACGACGUCGACAAGGAGAACGGCGGUGCACGAGCAACGAACAAAGAGAAGGGAAAGGGGAAGCAAACACGUACUAAGAAAUCGAAGUCGACCACAAUGCCGCUCCAAAGUGGCUCCAACGCCAACAAACCCGUAUCCGACUCCAACAAAUCUGCACCCAAGGAUUCCAACAACGCCAAAGCAGCAUUGAGCUCGAAGGCUGGUGCCACGGAAACGGGCAAGAGCACCUAUGAACUGGAUCGUGAUGCCAGGAUCGCGCAGAACAAGGUUAUCAUGGGCAUUGUGGACAAGUCGAUAGAAGAAGGGAGCAUUCGCGAGAAGCUCGUCGAGGAGUUGGCAGCUGUUGGCGUUGUUCUCACAGAGGAUGCGCUUGCAGAUAUGUUGAACAGCAUCGCAAAGAUUUUUGAUCAAGAUAAGUCCAAGGAGAACAAGGAGAAUAAGGCGGCGGAGGAGAAUGAGGAAAGCAGCCCCAACACCGACGACGCCCAGCCUCCCGCGACCAACACCAACAACGCCCAGCCUCCCGCGACCAACACCAACAACGCCCAGCCUCCCGCUACCAACACCGACGAUGCCCAGCCUCCCGCGACCAACACCAACAACGCCCAGCCUCCCGCGACCAACACCAACGAUGCGGAAAAGCCCAUGGACGUCGACGCCCAGCCUCCCGCGACCAGCACUGGCGACGCAGAAAAGGCCAUGGACGUCGACGGACCUCCUCCCCCUGAGGAACCCUUGUCUCUCAAGGGUGUCAGUGUUCCGGCUUACAUGAAGGCAACUUGGCCAUACUUGCUUGGGCUUUCGCUCAAGCGAGUUUGGCGAAGCCUUCUCCUCGCUUUUGCCUCAUUCGAGGCUCAGAAGCCCAAGACCGGGAAUCUGUCUACUGACCAUCGUCCGAAAGAGGUCCAAGCCUGGAUUCGAAGCCACAAGAAGGAUGUACCCCCCGACGUCAAGCUCGAAGUUUUCGUCGACCAGUUCCUCCGGUGGUAUCGAAGCCUUCAACCGGCUUGGCGCGUCGAUGGUUUUGAUGGUACCGACCCAUCAGCAUUUUCUCGAGAGGUCCCCAGCGAUCCAUCUUGGGGGUUGUAUCCGCCACGGAGGCAGCGCGGGGUUCUACACGAUCCUCAUGGCGCUUUCCUGGUGGAUCGUCAAGUCCCCCUUGAAAGUGAGCUGCCAGCUGCGCCCUCUGGGUCAGGGUCAUCCCGGGCCUCUACGAAGAGAGGCAACGACGGAGGCGGACGUACGAGAGCUGCCAAGAAACGCCGUUGUUGA